Messenger RNA from Stegastes partitus (bicolor damselfish), 1406 nucleotides. Its product is annotated as integrin beta-5-like. The record is from RefSeq and is a predicted model, not a curated record. Gene Ontology annotation, biological process: cell migration; integrin-mediated signaling pathway; transforming growth factor beta receptor signaling pathway. The coding region runs from base 552 to 1406 and encodes 284 amino acids. Gene Ontology annotation, molecular function: integrin binding. NCBI's taxonomy places the organism in Eukaryota, Metazoa, Chordata, Actinopteri, Pomacentridae. Gene Ontology annotation, cellular component: focal adhesion; cell surface; integrin complex. The transcript is spliced from 6 exons.
UCGGCGCCAGCAGCUCCAGCAGGCGGCGGAAGGGUUAAAGUAAUCCCUGCCGGGGAGGAGGCGGAGAUUCCAGCUGGGACUCAACCGGACCAACCGACGGAGCAGCACUCCAACCUGAGACGGAAAAUUCACUUUGUUGCGUUCCAGUUUGCGCUCAUCUUUGCGGCCGCUUUCCGGCUCCGGUUCGUCUUUGCGCACAGUUCGGACCGAGACGCGCCUUCACGGCCCCGACGGAGGAGUCGCGGCUCCGCUGUCAGCGAUGGGAGCAGCAGUGAGGGAGGCUGCAGAGGCGAAGUCGAGCUGAAGGAUCAACAGGACGCUGCUUUCUGUGUGCACACGUCAAGACAAUGGAGAGCCGCCGCCGCUGUCGCCCCGAGCCGCCCGUCCGCGCCGCGGAGCCGCGCACCGGAGCGGCCGCGUCCGUCUGAGCGCCCCGUUCUGCCGCGGUCGGAGCGACGAGGGCUCCGAUGGGAGAGUAGAACCCGUUGGUGUGUGCACAGUAGAACCGACAGGAACCAGGGAUUCGACUCGUAAACACGCACAGUGACACCAUGUGGAGCGCGGCGCCGUGGACGCGCACAGCGGCUCUGUGCUGCUGCGUCCUGCUGCAGACGUUGGUGCACAGCGCCGGAGGUCUCAACAUGUGCAUGAGCGGCAGCGCUACUUCCUGCGAGGAAUGUCUGCAGAUCCACCCGAGCUGCGCCUGGUGCGCACAGGAGGACUUCGGCAGAGGAUGGACGUCGCGCUGUGACUUCUUUACAAACCUGCUGAAGAGAGGCUGCGAGAACCGCUUCGUCGAGUUCCCCAGCAGCAGGACCUCCAUCCUGGAGAGCCGGCCCCUGAGCUCCAAGGGCUCUGGGUCGGCCCAGUACGACGUGGUCCAGAUCAUGCCUCAGAAGAUCUCCCUGAGCUUGCGGCCAGGAGGCCAGACGUGGUUCGGGCUGCAGGUCCGGCAGGUGGAGGACUACCCGGUGGACCUGUACUACCUGAUGGACCUGUCUCUGUCCAUGAAGGACGACCUGGACACCAUCCGGAACCUGGGCACCAAGCUGGCCCAGGAGAUGGGGAAGCUCACCAGCAACUUCCGGCUGGGCUUCGGCUCCUUCGUGGACAAGAACAUGUCGCCGUUCUCCUACACGGCAGAGAAGUACCAGGAGAACCCCUGCAACGGAUACAAGCUGUUUCCCAACUGCGUCCCCACCUUCGGCUUCCGUCACAUCCUCUCCCUGACGGACAAAGUGGACCGCUUUAACGAGGAGGUGCAGAAGCAGAUGGUUUCUCGCAACCGAGACGCUCCGGAGGGCGGCUUCGACGCCAUCCUGCAGGCUGCAGUUUGCAAGCUCACCUGUAAAUGGACUCCAGUGGAAUUUCCAGUGUUUGUUCAGUGGAUGAGUCAGACCGUCUGA